AACACCACCUGUUGCUUUGCUGAAAGUUUAGCAAUUGGUGCCAGCUUUCGGUUGAGUGCUUUUAGUUAAAAAAUUGUUGGAAUACGAACGUUGGCAAAUUUACGAUCAACAAAUGGUGUUUCAAUAGAAAUGGCAAAGGCUAUACAUUUGUGACUAAAAUAUUUAUUUAUUUAUUUAUUUAUUUGAAUAACAACCUUAUUACCAACAACCCUUUCUGUUCACUUAACGUUCGCUACAAGUGUCAAAACCCAGUAAAAAUGCCCGAAUUAGGGGAGCAAAUGUAUUGCUCCCAACAAAUAUGCAUUCCUCCAACUUUCCCAUACCUGCUACGUCAGUUCGCUAAAGCUGCCAUCAGGACUCAGCCCAAUGAUUUACUCAAAUGGGCCACUACUUAUUUCCGCUGCUUGUCCUUAAACAUCCCGCCACCAGUGAAACCUCGUUUGGAAUAUCCCAUCCCGAAGGACCAUCAUGGAAUGACUCCAGGAUGGUUGCGUGCUUUGCUGUACCAGAUGGCUGGAACUACUACUGUGACUUUCAAGGUCUUGUGGGAUCGGUGGAUUGGUGCUUGCUUGCAGCACCCAAAUCUUAUUCAAAUUUUGGUUCUUGGGGGAUUUGAGGACAAUAUGGCGGUCCCGUGGCUGCGGUUUAUCGGAUUAUGUGCAGCUCAUCUUACUGAAAAUUUGACUCAAACCAUGAUCCUCAUUUGUGAAAUUCUCACUGAAGAACCUGAAGGUGGUUCCGCCAUGAUAUGCGUGGAAAUUUUCGUCGAUUUGUACCAAUUUUUAGCAAGAAUUGAUGCUUCAAUACCUCAAACAUUAAGAAACUACUAUUUUUUGGAUAAGUUUUUGGAGCUUUACCAAGAAAAAAUUGCGAAAGAUUCUGGUGCCAAAGCACCAGAACAAGAUCAAGAAGAAGAACGUUCGAGUGCGGUUUCUACGGAGUCGAUGUUAAAGAGCGAAGGUGAUGGAAAAAAGGUGGACGAAACUUCAGUGGUAUCCUGUCCAAGUGUCACUAGUCAGGACCCAGACAAUUAUAUGAAAUUGUUGAUGAAAAUUAGACAGGAUGGCGAGGGAGAGUACUAUGAAGAUGAACUUAAAGAGCGAGAGCAACAAUCUGGUGCUGACGAUGAAGACCAAUCGCAGCGGUCUGUAAAAGUUUCAAUCGCUCCAACAAAGAAAGACGAUGCGAAAAUGGAUCAAGAGAAACCAGAUCAACAAGACACAGAAGAGCGGAAGUCUGUACGAUCGACUAAAGAAGAAGAUGAUGAAGGAAAAGAGGAAGCAGAACCAACAGAUAAGAAGUUUUCGGAACAAUUAGCACAAGACGUAAAGAAGGACCUUUUUCCCAGUGACAAAGAGGACAACGUUUCUAGAGAUACUCGAGCCUCUUCAGUUCGAGACAAAUCUGUUUGUGACGAUACACAGCCAGAGAAACUAGAAGAAAAUGAGUAUUUUUUGGAAGAUUUAGAGAGAUUACGAGCGGUUCAACAAGAACUGAUGGGUGAAGGCGAUGAAGAAUUGGAAAAAUUCAAAGCAAGUAUGCUGGCUGACGCAGGUUUGACUCCUUCGCAAAUUGUGGCACCUGAACAUUUUGAAACAAAGCUUCCGGAACAAGAAAUUGUUUCACCUGAAACUGGGUCAGCAAAGUCUAGUGAGACGUUGUCGAGUGAAGCGACAGACAAAGUUAAGCCACCAAGUGAAGAGAGAGAAUAUGAAGAUGUAUUUGUUGACGCCGUCCCUGGAAUUGGUCCCAAAGUUCCAGAGAAAAUGAUUGCUACAGUCAUUAAUUUCAUGAAGGAAACGGCAAAAGUACAGCAUGGGAUGGUGAUGCCGAGAAAUAUAAGGCACUUUGAGUGUCCACCUUUGGAAGUUUCUCGCUUAUAGAAUGUUAAUGAAAUUUAUCAGUAAUAAAAUGAUAGGGACAACAUUUUUCUCAACUACUAAAAUAAUUAUUUUUGGUCUAAAAUUUCAUUGAUAUUUUAUUUGUUAAAAGUGUUUUUAUAGGGUUAGAUCAUUAAUUAUAAUAAAACGACAUUAUCAAGAUUUUGUAAUCUUGAAAGAAAACAGAAUAUGGACAAUUGAGAGAAAUAAGUGCAGUAUUUGGCGAAAGCUUAGUUAAGACAUCGGUACUACGCGUCGCUAAGGCUAUUUUAUAUUAACGCAAAAGUUAUUAAAGUAAGUUUUAAUGUCUACUAUAUGUUAAGUUGUAAUUUGACUUACAUUCUUAAUACUUUGACCCGGUUUAUAGAAGCUCAGUUAAAUAUUUGAUUGCGAUUAAAUUUUUAACUCGGUAAUUAAAAUACUACGUGACCGGUUCUACGCCAAUCAGACGUCGCUAAACGCCUCGUUAAAUGCGUAAUUAAUUUAAUCUCAAUUAAAAUAUUGUAUAAACUGACUGUAAAUGUUAUACUUGGUAAUUUUUAACUACAGUUUAAUGUUUCUGUUGCUAAAAGAAUAAACUGAGU
Zophobas morio is the source of this 2464-nucleotide messenger RNA. RefSeq lists its product as uncharacterized. The coding region runs from base 258 to 1883 and encodes 541 amino acids. The transcript is spliced from 7 exons. NCBI's taxonomy places the organism in Eukaryota, Metazoa, Arthropoda, Insecta, Coleoptera, Tenebrionidae. The record is from RefSeq and is a predicted model, not a curated record.